UAGUAGAUUUGAGUCUUAGCUCAUUUUUUGGCACCGUUUCUCCAUGGGAGUUCUUGCAUUUACUCUAUACGUGAGAGAGGAAUAAAGAAGGGUAGAGUGUUAGUGCUGGGUUUGUGAGGGACGGGGUUGUUAUUAUUAUCGCUGCUUGUUUUUCACCCCCCUGUCCUGGCGAAAGCUCAAGCGCUAAAAUGGAGGCGGAAAGAUCCGGCGGAGUAGCAGGGGGAACAAACCAGAACUCUGGAGGCAGCGGCGUGGGGCGCAACCCGAACGGGCCGAAAUCAGUACUCGGGCAAGCGACAACAGCAGCCGCCGCCGCAGCAGCCGGAGCGAUGGCUGGAUCGUCGCAGCCUCGAGAGCCACAAGACGGCGACGCAGGCCUAUCGCUUCCCGGGAUCUUGCACUUUAUCCAGUUCGAAUGGGGACGCUUCCAGACCGAGAAAUAUCGCUGGGAAGCAGAGAGAGAUGAACUCAGGGCUCAGGUGACGUUCCUGCAGGGUGAGAGGAAGGGGCAGGAGAACAUGAAGCAGGAUCUGGUCAGGCGGAUUAAGAUGUUGGAGUACGCCCUGAAACAAGAGAGGUCCAAACACCAGAAGCUGAAGACAGGCAGUGACCAGAGCCCAGGGGAGAAGAAACCAGAGGCAGAACAAGUGCCUAAUGGGCCAGCAGAGUCUGAAUCUGAGCCAGCCAUCAGAAUGUCCUGGAAGGAGGGCCGUCAGCUGCUACUGCGCAAGUACCUGGAGGAGGUGGGCUACUCGGACACCAUCCUGGACAUGCGUUCGAAGCGUGUGCGCUCCCUGCUGGGUCGUACCAGCCCCGAGGCUAACGGCGCCCCGGCCAGCAGCGAGCAGCAGCCCGCCCCGGACCCCGAGCCCCUGGCAGGGGGGGAGUCACUCCUCAUCAGACAGAUAGAGGAGCAGAUCAAGAGGAACGCGGCGGGGAAGGACGGUUGUAAGGAGCGUCUGGGCGGUUCCGUGCUGGAUAAGAUCCCCUUCCUACACGGCUGCCAGGAUGAUGAUGAGGAUGACAGUGAUGAGGAAGAUGACUUCCAGGGCAUGGGCACGGACCGUGUAGACGGGCAGCGCAACAAGAACAAGAAGCCGCGCGUUAAGAUGGGGACUGAGCCCAUGACCACAGACCUGGACCCUGAUGAUGAGGAGGAGGAUGAAGACGACUCGGAGGAUGCCCUGAGCGAGUUUGACUUCCUGGGAUCAGGGGAGGAGGGGGAGGGGGCGGGAGAGGCCCGGAUCUCAGGGGACGGCCGGGAGUUAGGCGCAGGAACAAGUUACAGGGCAUGAUGUCGGACUUCCCCCCCAAACCCUCCCCGCCCCCCUCUGUGUCGGGACAGUCUCGCUCCGGGGAAGGUGGCGCUCUGGGUUUUUCCUCUGACGUCUUCAUCCUGGACGCCGUCGGGGGCGGAGACAUGAACCUGGGAGAGCUGGCUGACCUCACCGUCGCCAACGACAACGACCUCACCGUGGAUCUACAGGAUAACCGGGAGGAGUUCAAGAAGACGUGGAACCCUCGCUUCACGCUGCGUAGCCAUUUUGAUGCCAUCAGAGCGUUGACGUUCCACCCCAGCCAAGCCGUUCUACUCACAGCCUCCGAGGACGGAACCCUGAAGCUGUGGAACCUCAACAAGGCCAUACACUCCAAGAAAAAUGCAGCGCUGGACGUUGAACCCAUCUACACCUUCAGAGCCCACAGUGGUGCAGUUCUGUCUCUGGCAAUGGGAGAGGACGGAGGUUCGUGCUACAGCGGGGGCCUGGACGGAACCGUGCGCUGCUGGAAGAUCCCAGACCUCAACGUGGAUCCCUACGACAACUACGACCCGGGCAUAGAGAGCAAACGGGACGGUUCGCAUCUGGGAACCCAGAACCUGCCCCUGUCUCGCUGUCUUCACAAGGAGAAAGGCAGUAAGCUGAUUAACUGUGUGGUCAGCCACCCCUCUGAGCCCAUCUCCAUCACCGCACACGAGAAUCGCACUAUCCGCUAUCUCGACAACAAGACAGGUAAAGUGAUCCACUCCAUGGUGGCACACCUGGAUGCUGUCACCUGUCUGACCACGGACCCCAAAGGCACUUACCUCAUCUCUGGCAGCCAUGACUGUUCGGUGCGUCUGUGGAUGCUGGACAACAGGACGUGUGUGCAGGAGAUCACGGCCCAUAGGAAGAAGCACGACGAGGCCAUUCACGACGUGGCCUUCCACCCUUCGCAGCCCUUCAUCGCCUCGGCCGGCGCCGACGCACUCGCCAAGAUCUUCGUCUGAGAGGAGGCACAGACGGGGACCAUCUCUCCCUUGGUGAGACA
This is a messenger RNA of Salvelinus sp. IW2-2015, 2307 nucleotides long. The record is from RefSeq and is a predicted model, not a curated record. NCBI's taxonomy places the organism in Eukaryota, Metazoa, Chordata, Actinopteri, Salmoniformes, Salmonidae.